Brassica oleracea var. oleracea is the source of this 854-nucleotide messenger RNA. RefSeq names its product PRA1 family protein F3-like. The coding region runs from base 125 to 670 and encodes 181 amino acids. The record is from RefSeq and is a predicted model, not a curated record. Gene Ontology annotation, biological process: vesicle-mediated transport. The transcript has a single exon. Gene Ontology annotation, cellular component: Golgi apparatus; endoplasmic reticulum. NCBI's taxonomy places the organism in Eukaryota, Viridiplantae, Streptophyta, Magnoliopsida, Brassicales, Brassicaceae.
ACAUUUUUUUCCCCUAUAAACAUACUAUUUAGCUAAUCUACAAAUGCAAAUGUGCAUCACCUAACAGUUUAUAAACUACAACAGUCUUUUCAUUAUUUCUCCAUUCCAUAACUAACAAUAAAUAAUGACAAACUACGGCGCCAUUCCGACGUCGUCUCAUGGUUCCCCGGUGGUGGAUCUCGACUCAAUCUCACGCGUCAAGCAACAAAUCAAAGACGGGCUCGCCACGCGCCGCCCAUGGAGAGUGAUGUUCGACUUCCACUCCAUGGGGCUCCCUCGGGGAGUCUCCGACGCUUUCUCAAGAAUCAAGAAGAACCUCGUCUACUUCCAGACGAACUACGCGAUCGUCUUCUUGGUCGUGAUCUUCUUCAGCCUUAUCAAGCAUCCGACGUCGCUCAUCGUCUUGACCGUGUUGGUCUUUGUCUGGAUCUUCCUCUACUUCCUCCGCGACGAGCCUAUCAAGUUGUUUAGUUACCAGGUCGAUGAUAAGACGGUGUUGGUUUGUUUAUCGGUGAUUACUAUUGUUCUGUUGUUCUUGACCAACGCGACGCUUAAUAUAGCUGGUGCGUUGUUGAUCGGAGCUGUGUUGGUUUUGAUCCAUGCGGUUGUUAGGAAGACGGAUGAUCUCUUCUUGGAUGAAGAAGCGGCGAUGGCUGAGACUCUUGCCUGACGUCACGGCCGUCGACUUGAACCGAUUGAUUGAUCUCGAACUUUCAUGUGCGAUUUUAGUUUUGUAUAUUAUAUUGUAUUUUUUUUAAUCAUUUAAUGUUGUGAUAAUAACUUUUAAUUUAUUAUAUUGGUGUGAGUUUGGUUUGGGAGUUCGGGAGUUUGGGAGUUACUCUUUCUUUCUCAUU